This is a messenger RNA of Melampsora larici-populina 98AG31, 1050 nucleotides long. RefSeq lists its product as uncharacterized. The record is from RefSeq and is a predicted model, not a curated record. NCBI's taxonomy places the organism in Eukaryota, Fungi, Basidiomycota, Pucciniomycetes, Pucciniales, Melampsoraceae. The coding region runs from base 1 to 1050 and encodes 349 amino acids. The transcript is spliced from 5 exons.
AUGGCGGACCCAAGUGAAUCAACACCUCAUGGCUUAUAUCUGACAGGCAACUUCGAAAUUGAGAAGAAGUUUCUCAAAUUCGAAAUGCAGACCUCACCUGAGAAUGGUUGGAGAUCAGAGUAUCAAACUUAUGCGACCUACAUUGGGGCUGGCGGUGCACAUCGAAAAAGAACCAUGAGUUACAAAAUCCAAAUCAAAGGUUAUAGCCCAGCUCAAUUCAGAUUGGAUGACGGGAAUAUUUAUUUUUUAAGAGGCUCCUUCUUCCCAUCCAAUACUGACGAAACCAAGAACGACAUCCUGUUUUUUGAGGGGUCUGAACGUAUCUUAAUUGGCCCUGCGGACACCAUUGUAGGUGACUUGGUGAAUUCUAUCGCAGUCACUGGAGUUGGGAUUGUGACAGCUAAAGAAACAAUCCCCAAGCCUAACGUCACCAGCACAUUGCCAAACCCUGCCGACGGGGAGAAGUUGGUUACAAUUGUAACCGUUCUUCAUUCAGACUAUCACCUGACUUUGAAGAAAGCAAGACAGUUCAAAGUCCAGUACCGUAUCCCUCCGACCCCCAACUUAGCUGGCAUUCAAAAGAUACUCCAAGAGGGGCGUGAAUACGUAUUUCAUGGUUUCCUCAAAGAUUUUGAUGAAGAAAAGUGUCUUUACAUAAUAAUGGCAAACAAAAUUUCGCCAACUACUGGAAGCAAAGAAUAUAAUGUCGGUGUCCAAUCUACAGAUGCCACACAAGAUAAUAUGAAUUCAAGAUUGUCAAGCAAGAAACCUACAAAGUUUGUACCGAGGGCCCUGACUAGCCAAUUCAUGUCACCCGUUAUCUCGACGGACUCUGAAUCUAGCUUGAACUUACAAUUCCCGCCAUCUGACUUCGGGCCUUCUUCCUUCUCCUCCGCGAUGUCAAGCACAACACCUGGAACCUCUAAUGGCUCCUCUGACAAUGCGCUGUCUAAUGAGAACCCAAACCCGCCCAGCAAAAAGAAAGGUCGAGCUCAGCCAAAGCGUGUUACAAAGAAGAGUAAAACAAUGGACUUUACUAUCGAGGAGUAA